Molecule: messenger RNA, 891 nt
Organism: Chinchilla lanigera (long-tailed chinchilla)
Lineage: Eukaryota; Metazoa; Chordata; Mammalia; Rodentia; Chinchillidae
Product: forkhead box protein G1
Exons: 2
Coding region: 337-891 (184 amino acids)
Source: RefSeq, a predicted model, not a curated record
CAGAGGAAACAUUGACCUUGUGGCUCCUUUUGUUUUGAUUCUUAAAAAGAGCCCGACACUGUUCUAGGGGAGCACGUGCUCCAAGAACAAAAGCAACACUUAGCUGCAGUCUGUGUAUCUAGAACUGCUACUGCUCUUCCUAACACCGGCAAAGGCUGGGCAGAGCAGAUGCAGUCUACAUUUAAGCCGAGUGGCUUUGUUAGACCAGAGGAGAUCAAAUUCCAGGGCCUAAUGCUGUCUCGCACACGUCUUCGGUCUCCAGCUCGGGAGGCUGAGAAUGGUAUCGGGAACGCACAUAGAGAAGGAAGGGCCACGCCCAUGACCCGUUAGCAUGGAAUGAGUUUAGGGACUAUGAUGAUGUCAUGGCGUAAUACAGGUGACACGCGAGUAUCCGUGACACGGAGACCCCUUAGUCCUGGGGGGUCGCGGCAACGUUCUCUUCCGCGGAGAGCCGCCGCCCGAGGCCGGCUCACGCCAGGAGACCCUCCCAAGCGCCCCCACCCUCCGCAUUGUCCUCCCGCCCGGCCGACCCGGACUACAUUUCCCGAGGUGCGUGGGGGUCCGAGGGCGGGACCCGCUCGGGCGGGGGCGGGGCCGGCACGUGCCGCCGCGCUCGGCCAAUGCGGAGCCCCGCGGGGAGGUCACGUGCCGCUGUUUGGCGCUUUUGUGCGCGCCCAGGUCUGUUGGUGCUCAGAGUGUGGCCAGGCGGCUCGGACCAAGCAGGUGGGUGCGGGGCUUUCGGAGAAGACAACAGCGGCGGCCCGGCGAGAGGGACGCGGCGGGCGGGAGGGGCCGGGCGGGGCUGUGGCAGCAGCCCCCUCUGUGGAGGGCGACAGGCGGGGCCGCGGGGCCCCGAGCGGCUGGCGGGCGGGGGUCGCUCCAUUUGUGUGA